AUGACCGGCCAGACCUGUGUUCCUCUUUCCCGGGCAUCAAUCAUCCUUCAAAGCCCCGAUACCAAAGUCUCGAACUACACUGCCAGACCCUGUCGGAUGUGUUCUUCGAUUCUGACUGCUCAUUUGGACCCCUACACUCUGUGGCGCAGCUCGCUCGACCAACUCAGUGUCACUCAUCAAGACUUAGCCAAGGCACGUUGCAGUGAUGGCUUGGACAUCAAGCAGUCUGCGGUGAGUCUACUAGGAGGUCGUUGA
This is a messenger RNA of Colletotrichum truncatum, 255 nucleotides long. RefSeq lists its product as uncharacterized. NCBI's taxonomy places the organism in Eukaryota, Fungi, Ascomycota, Sordariomycetes, Glomerellales, Glomerellaceae. The record is from RefSeq and is a predicted model, not a curated record.